Molecule: messenger RNA, 4255 nt
Organism: Dermacentor silvarum
Lineage: Eukaryota; Metazoa; Arthropoda; Arachnida; Ixodida; Ixodidae
Gene: Sras
Product: CAAX prenyl protease 2-like
Biological process (GO): CAAX-box protein processing
Cellular component (GO): endoplasmic reticulum membrane
Molecular function (GO): metalloendopeptidase activity
Source: RefSeq, a predicted model, not a curated record
CAAAUGCAAUACACUGAAUUUUUUUGCCAUAAUCGGAGCACGGCUCUUGAGACUAGAUGGCGGGCAAGUACCGCAUAAAAUCAGUAUGGCCGCUUCCUUUCCUAUGGACUGUCAGUCAAGCGAGUAGGUCGGCUUGUGCUUCGAUGAUGACAUUAUGGUUUCUGCUGAGAAUACGGGAAGCAGUUGCGUCAGCGCCAUACUGGUCUUUAUGUUGGCGCUCACGUAUGUCGGCAGUCUGUAUAUCUGGAGGACACGGGAUCACAGGGAUCACCCGGUCACCAUAAAGAAAAGGUUCAUCAGCGUGUUCGCCAUAAUAUGCAUAUCCCCUCUCUUUGUGGUUUUCGGCGCCGAUCUUGGUCAUUUCAAGAAGAAUGCCAGCGUGCCUGCCGUGAUGGGUCUUCGCUUUGCUGGGCUGCUACAAGCCAUUGUCCUGCCCUUAGCUCUUACAAUGGUGCUUUUUGCGGGCCCCCUUGUACUGCACUACUUUGAUGGAGUCUGGAGCCUCUACCUGGAGCCACGCUACUGGUACUUGAAUCUGAGGAACCUCAUCUGGCUUAGGAACCAUAUUGUGGCACCAUUGUCAGAAGAGUUCACAUUCCGUGCCUGCAUGCUUCCCAUUCUGGUGCCUUGCUUGGGCCACCGAGCUGCCGUUAUGAUCUGUCCGCUAUUCUUUGGUGUUGCUCAUUUCCACCAUCUCAUCGAGAGGCUCACAAGGACAAACAAUGUCAAAAUGGCUGUCAUGCAGUCUGUGUUCCAGUUUGCCUACACAACCAUCUUUGGUGCCUACUCCGUCUAUCUAUUCCUCAGGACAGGUCACUUCGUGGCACCUUUUGUGGCCCACGCCUUCUGCAACCACAUGGGUUUCCCCGACGUGGCCGAGGUGUUUGGCUACAAGCAGCCACGACUCACCCUGCUUCUACUGGCUUUCUUGCUUGGCCUCCUGUCCUGGGCAUCACUGCUGGAGCCCAUGACCCGGCCACAGAUCUACUCAAAUGAGUUGUACUACCAGUCUUUAUGACGUGCGCUUGCCAGCAAGCCCAGCAUUGCGCCAUUGCGCUCGGACGAAGAGGUGUUCAUUUUCUUGUCAUGUGACUCGUACAUCUGUGCUCUGCACUCAUUUGUCAACCAUCGUUUCAGCCAUUUACCAGUGGAAAAGGAGGGCGGAAAUCUGCUGACCUUCUGAGCUUUGCUCCGAGGCACUUGCAUGGUUGUGGUUUUAGAGUUAAGGUUUCAAGGACAAGUGCAAUGGAGGGGCAUUAUCUAGCCAUGUCAUUCAUUGCGUAGCAUGAGGUGGCAGACCUCUGUGUGAAAAAAAAAAAAGGACGACGCUGUAAACUAAGAACGAGGCGGAAGACAUUGACACAUCAACUGCUUCAUGACUUCAGGAACCGAACACAGUUUACAUGUGCUAUGAUUCAGUUUUCAAAAUGGAGUCACGUUACUCAUACCAUGCCACGUAUUCUUCUUCGCUUUCUUUUCUACAUAUCUCUCUAAAGUGCGACUACUGUAAAAUGUCACCUAUGUUUGGUUCAUUGUUUCAAACAUACACACUACUGUAACGGGCAGACAUGUAAAAAGGUUUACUUCAUGGGCAUUAACCGCAUCGCUACUGUUGGCCUCAUAGAUCGCUUUGUUUGUUGCAGUAGCCGACUCAUGAACAUUUGUUUCUCGGUGCCACUGUUGGGCAACAUAUUGUUCACUUUCUUGAGCUCAACCAGAGAAGUUCAUUGGCUCAUUGUUUUGUUGUUGUUACAUUGACUGAGUACCCAAAAGAAGCUUGUAAGGUCCACACAAAAUUGUUGAAUAUGUGAUUCAUUGAGGUGAGGUUAAAAGAGGAGAUGAGAGAGGGGAAAAAAAAAAACCCUCAUUGUUGCAUCCUGGUUUAUUUAUAACUGUGAUUGUUUUGGCAGCCCAGUUAACAAGGCUUUAGGCUUGUUUCUGUUGCUAACCAAAUGCUGAACGGUGCACAGUAUAAGUGGACUAAAUGUGCCUUAUUGGCACAAAGGAAUGAUGCUGGAAUGUCCUCAGUUGUGUGUUAAAUGUGCUAACUCCAACACAUUCAUGUAGUUUUUAGCAGUUUUUUUUAAUUUUUUUUUCUGUUGAGUGGGAUACAACCUCUGAAAUUUUUGAAUAUUUUAGGCACCGUUUGUAAAGAACAGCAGCUCUCUGAGCAUGCUAACAGAUAUUUUCUUAUUUCUCAAAAAUCUUGCAGUUAAAGUUUGCUGUUGUCAAAACUAAAAUGGCUUGCUGCAAAGAACACUCGCGAAAGCCCAAGCAUCCUUCUUUUCCAUUCUUUUUUUUCCUUCUCCAGGACACUGUAUCAUCAAUGCUGUGCUGAGUAAUUUAAAUUUUACAUUUAAUAGCAGUGGAAAAUACGUGACAUUUUACCAUCGCAUGAUGCAGUCUGUUCUUCUGAUGUGUAUAGAUGUUGUUUGCGAGGUGUGAAACAUUGUGUGAUAACUUAUACAUUGUGUAAUUUUGAAUAUUUAUUAAGCUGUUGCGUUGUGCUCAGGAGGAUCUUGAAGAGUGCGUAUAUCUUGCUGAUGUGUUUAGCAUUAUGGCCAUUAAAGCUGCACUGUUGAGGAUGUCAUAUCUUUACUCUAAAAAUGUGAAAUACUGAUGCUGAGGUGUAACUAGCAGUAUAUAAUUAACCAUUGCCCUUUACACAGGUAUAUAUACCUGUUACAAGUUUGUGAGAUUAAUAACAAUGUUGGAGCUCAAUGGCUGUUAUUGCUUUCCUGAAACAAAGUUCACCUGACGGACAUGACAGCUUUGUCAGAUACCACUGCACACAUAUUGUGACCACCAUGAGGUGCUCCUAAAUUGCACUAUCAGAUUUAAGUAGGAUGUAAACAUAACAGCACUGAAAACAGUGAAAGGUAAAUAAGGCACAGAACGUAUUGCUCAGAUAAUUUGGUGCACUAUAGGCCUGUGUUAAUUUCACAGCUUGCUGGUACUCCUACCAACUGGGCAUUUGUAGCUUACAUGGGUGGGAGUGUAACUUCAGUUGAAGUAUUUAGGCUAGUCAUAGCAGUUGUGGCGGUCGCAAGAAAAUAUUUUUAGACGAUGCGAAAUUUGUAUGCAUUGAGUGAAUUCGUGUGUUGCCCUUUGUGCAGCCUUUCUCUAAGUGCUAAGCUAGACCAGAUGGAAUGCAGUCCCCUGCUUUUGAGGACUUAUAGCAGAAUGGGAAAAGAGUGUACAUGAAAAGGAACUGCGCAUGAAACACAACUUACGAGACUUUUCUUGCGGUAGCAACGCAAGCUUCGGGAUUGACAUUGCACAGACAGAUGAGCAUAGAUGGUAGUGUGUGCAUGAUGCAGUCGGCACAAAGUUGUGAGCUGUUCAAGGAUUUAGUAUGUUUCUGUACAUGCUCGUAUUUGUGAAAACUCGCAGCACGUGAUUCUAUCUAGAAAAAAAAAGAAACGGAUCGACUUUGUAAAUUACAGUAUGGCUUACCAAUCAGGCCAAGUAAUUUCCAUAAUUCCCAAUGCUGCCCCAUUUUUCGCUUAUUUAUGGGUGUUGAGGCAGAGCUUCCUGUCCAGCUGGUGCUGAAUGGAAAGACUGCUUGAAGAGGCAAUGCACAAAUACUACAUUCAAUGCACAAUGUGCCAGCAAAAAUGGAAAGCUGAUAAAACUUUCCUCGCAUCUGCCAGUCAUUACCAUCUUAUGAUCAGUCACUCGCCACCAUAAUUCAGAGUGCUUUCUAAGUACUUGUAAGAAAAUGAACGUGGGAUGGUGGAACACUGCACUUUUGUUUUUUGUACUACUUUCAGGCUAACUGGCAUUAGUUCAAGCAUACAAAUUGUACCGAGUGUCCUAUUCCUAAUGGAAUAGGACACUCGCCUAGAAUAGGACACUAACCUAGAAUCACUAGGUUAGUGUGGUUGGUUGUACAGUGGUGCUGCCGGUAGAAGGCACCAUCGUUCGUGUCAUACACGAUAGAGGUGACUUCAUCGGUGUAGUUAAAGUGGCUACAUAUAUGGAUUGUUCAGACAGUUCGGUUGUUGAGCUACUAUGCUGGAUACCUGAUAUGUCGUAUGAAGAUGUUUAAUUACGUGAGCGCACUGAUCGUGUACUAACAGUUUUACUGAUGUGCCCGCCAGAUUGAAAGAAUUACGCAGUUGAUGGCCGGUGCAGACUUGGUCAUUUUAUUAGCGAAAAUUAUUUGUCGGGUCCAGGGUCACCUUAAAAAACCUGUAAUGAUAUGAUUCGUGUCUGUACAUAUAUUUUUAUACAUUAAAAGCGAUGUUAUGUG